Molecule: messenger RNA, 4056 nt
Organism: Physcomitrium patens
Lineage: Eukaryota; Viridiplantae; Streptophyta; Bryopsida; Funariales; Funariaceae
Source: RefSeq, a predicted model, not a curated record
UCUAGUCAAUUGUACUUACGGCUAGAAUAUUGUCUGUGUGGUCUCCAAGUUAAACCCUAAGUGUGUCCAGCCCAACUGUAUGUACAAGCUUCGAUCAUACUGGUCAUCGGGUUUGAGCUUCAGGAGGUGGUUCUCCUACAGGUGCGUCUAACGAAUCGACGGGUUGGGUGUGGGUUUGCAGGCACAGGUUGGUGGUUUUUCGUUGCCUGCAUUCCUGGAGCAGAUGAUGGAAGGAAUAAUACUUUAAGAUCUUAUGGAGGGUUGCUCUGGAAUGCUUUGAACCUAAAGAGAUCACCACUGUGUUCGAGAUCCUCGGAGGAACAAGUUGCUGUGAAUUCAUCAGCGGUUACGUUGUCAUCUAAUCUAAAAUUCUAGAUUUUAAACUAUUACUGCAGUCGCGAGUGCAUGAAUUCAGUCCGGUAUCCUCGUAGAUACCAUGGGAAGGAGCGGCUGGAACUUGGAACGUGUUUCAAACUGAAUAAGUGUGCGGGAGAUUCACUUCAUAAAUCACCGGAUGCAGCAGUACUGAUGUGCACUUAACCGGGCGUGAAGGGUGCUAGUGAUUAUCUGGGCGUUGAAGUGAUAACUUUACAGAUAUGGGGUAUAAUUCUUUUCGCAGUUCAUCGCCAUCCAGCAAGGGUAAUGCGGGGAGACACAGACUGAAGUUUCUUGUCAUCGUAUGUAUGACGAUGGUGUUCGUUCUGUCGAGUUCCACAUUCCUAGCACCUUUUAGCAACCUCAUGAGAAUCAGCGCUUGUAACAUUGGCCCUGAUGGUGGCGUUUUGGCAAGAGAAUCUGACCAGUUUAGUGCUUACACCCUCCAACACCAGGAGACUCUUCAUGUCCAGGAUGGUCGAAUGGAAGAUGGUAACUCACAAGAGUCGAAUCAGAUCAGUGAUGUCGUCAAAGUGACUGAGUGGUUUGGCGAAAGCCAGAGCACGAUUCCAGUUCAAAGGGAAGUCAGAGGCGAGGAGCCUGUUAGCACCACACUAGAACAGGAAGAGAUCGAUGAAUCUGAGACUAAGGAAAACGACAUCAUAGCUAAGGAAGACUCUACACCAUCCCACGGUGGUGACAAUGUAGGCACUGGCACAUCGGAGGAGCUUGUGACCUCCACAUUGAGAGAGACGGUGGAUGUAGCAUCAAAUGCCAGUGACGGUAAGAAUGUGGUAGAACAAGUCCCGACAGAAUCCAUAGAUAAUGGCGAAGUAUCGAACCAGAAGCCCGUUUCUUCUUCAGCUGAAGAAGAAACUCCUGCAAUUACCGAGACAAAGAAAGAGGAGGUUCAGAAUGUCUCUGAUACAUCUGGGGAGCUUGUGAGCUCCACAUUGGAAGAAAAAUUGGACGUAUCACCAAAUACCAAUGACGACAAGACUGUGGGAGAACAUGUACCAACAGAAUCUACAUAUAAUGUUGAGGUAACAAACCAGGAACCCGCUUUUGCUUCAGCUGAAGAAGAAACACCUGCAGUUACUGAGGCAAGGAACGAGGAAGUUCGGAAUGUCUCUGAAACAUCUGAGGAGCUUAUGAGCUCCACCUUGGAAGAGAAGGUGGACGUAGCACCAAAUGCCAAUGACGAUAAGAAUGUGGAAGAACAAGCCCCAACAGAACCAACAGAUAAUGGCGAGGUUACGAACCAGGAGCCCGUUUCAACCUCAUCUGAAGGAGAAACGCCUGCAACUACCGAGUCAAAGAACGAGGAAGUUCAGAAGGACUCUGAUACCCCUUUGCAAUCUAGUGACAGUCUCCAAGAGCGGAGCGAAGAGCUUGUACUUGCAGCACCGAAAGUAGAGAAUCCUUCAGUUUCAGAGCAGAAGAACGAGGGAAGUUUGGUCGCAGUGGAAUCUGCACAAUCAGAUGAUAAUGAUCAAGAAUGGAAGGAGCACAAGACAACGAAACAGGAGCCCAUAUUCACCACACCGGGGCUAGAAACUCCUGCAGUCAUUGAAGCGAAAAACGAGGAGAAUUCGGAGGGAGUGAACUCAACUCAAUCGCCUGACAAUGGGGCGGUAUUGGAAGAGAAGAACGAAUGGAAUCAGAAUCAGAAUCCUGUCCCCGGGUCCCAGGGAGAGCAGAUUCACGCAGCGACUGAGCCAAAGAAUGACGCGAGUUUGACAGAACAGGUCUCAACACCAUCUGCUGAGAGCACCGAAGCAUGGUUCAAGGAGGCUGACAUAAGACCGUUCCGCAAUGAGGGAGACAAACCAGGAAAUCGCAGCUCGCCUCCCAACAUUGCGCUGCGGCGCAUCGCCGACAACAUCAGGUCACAUUCACUGGCGUACUCGACCCGAAAGGACGAAAAUCAAGCGGAUUCGAGCUGUGAAGGGAAGUACGUUUACGUUUACGACCUACCACCGGAGUUCAAUACCGACAUUGCCGCUCGGUGCGACUCUUUGUUCCCAUGGUUUAACCUCUGCGACUACUUCGUCGACUCAGGCAUCGGUAAACCUGUUAACACGGCAAGUGAUGGCAAACAAAUCAUGGUUCCAGCGGACCGCUGGUUCAAUACGCACCAGUAUGCGCUGGAGCUCGUGUCUCACGCGCGCAUUAAGAAGUACAAGUGUCUCACUGAGGAUCCGGACCAAGCAUCCCUGUUCUAUAUCCCCUUCUACGCUGGUCUUGAUGUGAUCCGGUGGCAUUUUGCUAAGAAUACCACCAAUGAGAAACGGGAUGAGCUCACGUGGAAGCUCCUCAGCUGGCUGGAGCAAAAACCGUCAUGGUCCCGCCGAGGAGGCUUUGACCACGUUAUGGUUCUGGGAAAAAUCUCGUGGGAUUUCCAUCGCAACUUGAAGUAUGGAUCUUGGGGGAGUAGCAUGCUUGAGCUUCCGCAAACACAGAAUGUGACAAAGGUGCUCAUUGAGCGCAACCCCUGGGUAAAAAAAGAAAUUGCAGCGCCGCACCCGACGUUCUUUCAUCCUAAGUCAGCGGCAGACAUAGAUACCUGGCUCAACCACAUCAGAUCACAGGAACGCUUCAGCCUCGUGACCUUCGUCGGGAAAGGGCGACCCGGGACAACGAACGUGCGGCAACAGCUUAUUGAGCAAUGUCGCAAUGCGUCCUCGGAGGCAGACUGCCGCAUAGUUGAGUGCGACAACAACCUUUGCCAGAAUCCCGCUUAUGUUAACGGGGCCUUCUUGUCGACGCAUUUCUGCAUGCAGCCUGUUGGGGACUCCCCGACAAGGCGCUCUGUAUUCGACUCACUAAUCACAGGCUGUAUCCCUGUGUUGUUUCACCCUUGCACCGCUCACGUGCAGUACCUCUGGCACUUGCCUGCUAACGAAACCUCUUGGUCGGUGUACAUUUCGGAAGACGACGUCAAGGAGGGCACUGCUAACGUCGUCGAGAUUCUCAAGAAGAUUCCAAAUCAUGAGAGGGAUGCCAUGCGGGAGACCAUUAUCAAAACCAUUGUUCCAGGGUUGCUGUAUGGCGCUCCUGGUAGUGACGUCUCUCCCUACAGGGAUGCUUUCGACAUCACGAUUGAGAAUCUGUUGCAUCGCGUUUCUCAACUGUCUGAUGGUAACGCUCCUUCGUAGACUUGACCGACUACGUCAGAGGUUUUUUUUUUCUUCUUUCUUUCGAGUGCAAACUCGAUUACUCACUAGAAGGGUGCACCUCGUCGAGUUGUCCUGUCCACGCAUUACGAGCUAUAACUGCACAAGAUGGCGGGCGUCAGCACGUAGAUAAUUAGCCUCCAGUUGCAAAAAAAUUAAACGCAGCCUCCCGAUAGAAGGGAAGGCGGCUCUGCAGCAGCAUUAGCAGCAGUAGCAACAGCGUAGAUUAAUGAGACGAACCAACAGAUCGUGUGCGACGGGGGUAUUGCACGACACGAAGAUAGUAGCGAUUCUUAUGAGCUCCCAUGACGAAGAAACUUGUUGGUUCCCUCGCUUCUGUGUGUAUCAUGAACAUGCGAGCUUAUCUUGUAUGGUUCCUGGCGAUCAACAGAACCGUGCAGCUCCAGAAAUUACGAUAGUUUUUUUUUAUUUUUUUUUUAUUAAGUAGCACUCGACAUUCUUUUCCCAAUGUGAAUAAAGGUAUAACAUGUUGAGUGGUUGGUUA